AUGAUAAUAGUGAAUUUAUUAGAAAACAACACUUUAAAUUUAAAGGACUAGAACUCAAAUGAUCAAAAAUAAAAAACAAAUAAAAGUGAAAUAAAAUCUUAAUGUUUAAAUUCCUUAAUGAAUGACUAGCCAAAGUUGUGUAAUGUGAUAGCAAAUGAAUUAGAAGAAAUAGAGGAAAACAGCAGUUAAUUAUUAGAUAAAUAUUAAUAAAAUGAUGAAAACCUUUUAAAAUGUGGGACAAAUAAUAAUAUAUUAAAGAAUAUUGUUAAGUAAUUUUUAAAUUACCUUUUGAGAGAAUAGAAUGAAUCUCUUGUUUCUGAUUUUAUAUUUUAAAAGCCUUAUUCUUAUUGCAAAAGAUUGAUAAAAAAAUACUUCAAAAAUAUAAAAUAUAAUAACCAAUGCUUAGUAAAACUUGUUUAACAUAAGUAAUAUGGAAAAGGAUUAGAGUAUUUUCUUACAUUUGAUGCUUACAAUGAAUUGCUAAUUAGCAAAGUCUAAAAUUUAAACCAGCACUUGUAGUCCAUUCAGUUUAUUAAAAAGUGCUGUGUAAAUAGAAAACUAUUAGGUGAUAUUAAUUUUUACAAAAGAAGGUAUAAAUAGCAAAAAAAUGAAUAUAUUGACUGA
This is a messenger RNA of Tetrahymena thermophila SB210, 624 nucleotides long. RefSeq lists its product as hypothetical. The record is from RefSeq and is a predicted model, not a curated record. NCBI's taxonomy places the organism in Eukaryota, Ciliophora, Oligohymenophorea, Hymenostomatida, Tetrahymenidae. The transcript is spliced from 2 exons.